CCAUCCUGAACUCAUCUCCCUCAGGUCUAGCUUUCCAUCAUGGAAGGUAAAACACGGUGCAGGAUGUGGCAAAUCAUAGCUGCCAUGUUGCUCUUGUGUUCUUUAGCCUCAUGUUUGAUUUAUUUUAGUUUGCAAGGAAGAUCUAAAGUAGAUAAACUUGAGGACGCUGCUGAAGCUUUAGAAUUGAUGAAAGGACGUAUUUUCAUUAAUGAAAACGAGCUUGACUACCAGUCAGAUCUUGCUGCUACAGAAAAGGAUGUCUUAACACAACCCGAUUACAAAGUAGCAGAAGAUGACACGGCUGAAGCAACAUGGAGGCUAUUGAAUGCAUCACUUGAGUGUGGCAGUGAUGAGUUCACGUUUAAAGCUAUGGGACCUGAUGCUGCUGAUCUGCAACUGGAAAUGGACAAUGGAAAACAUCUACCUCUAAUCCAUCUUCCUAAAGAGUGUGGGUUCUCAGUGAAGCAGACCGUGUUAGGACUGAUUGUAAUCAUUCCAUAUGGUGGCUGCGGUGUUAAACACGAGAAUGGUACCUAUAAUUUGCUGAUGAAAUGGGGGGAGGAUGAUGUCAGAAUAAUCUGCGUUGUGUUGGAAACUCCUGAUGAAAUCCCAGCUACAUCCUCCUCUUCACAGCCUACAGAAACCCCUUCGUCUCUCCUGCCACAGAGCCCCUACCGCUCCAAGCGACAUCUCCGGUGGCGCCCCAUGUAUGUCCCUUGCUUUCCAAACAAGCGUUUCCCCCUCUGCUUGUACACUCACCCACCACAAACAACCACUACUCCUGAACCAACAUUCCCUCCUCUCAUCCAUCCUUUCUACAUGGAAAAGCUUUUUGGGCUUCACCCCAUCUACGAAAACUACCUCAACAUGAACCCACAAAAGGUAAUGCACCGGAUGGCUGGCAAGAAUCUAGGCUGGAAGCUGCUCCAGACAAACGAGAAGCCUGAAAGGCCUCACCACCCCUUUCAGUAUUUAUUUGAAAGAUUUCCCCUCACAACCACCACAGUCCCAACUACGACACCAUGUACCACGACGACCACAAGCUCCAGCCACAAAGGCUGUUUAAGCUUCUGGGAUCAGUUGGCUAACUUCCACAAAUUCAAUCCAAGAGGCCAAAACCACCCGCGACUCGUGGGAGAAUACGGAACUGAAUACCAGACUCAAGAUGGCGCAGACUCCUUUUGGGACUCCUUUCCCUUGAUGCCAUACAACUAAAGAUGAUCCUUCCGCUUGCUGGAGGGCUACCUGAGAACUGAGUGACUAGACUCUCCUUUUUCCUGUGAAAACAUUUUACAAGCUGGUCUGUAAUGUUCAGUUUAAUAAAGUUUGACCUUAAACUUCA
This is a messenger RNA of Austrofundulus limnaeus, 1342 nucleotides long. RefSeq lists its product as uncharacterized. The transcript has 4 exons. The record is from RefSeq and is a predicted model, not a curated record. Lineage: Eukaryota; Metazoa; Chordata; Actinopteri; Cyprinodontiformes; Rivulidae. The coding region runs from base 40 to 1215 and encodes 391 amino acids.